Messenger RNA from Rhinopithecus roxellana (golden snub-nosed monkey), 2346 nucleotides. It is a transcript of the gene SCFD1, whose product is annotated as sec1 family domain containing 1. The record is from RefSeq and is a predicted model, not a curated record. Gene Ontology annotation, molecular function: syntaxin binding. Gene Ontology annotation, biological process: intracellular protein transport; endoplasmic reticulum to Golgi vesicle-mediated transport. Lineage: Eukaryota; Metazoa; Chordata; Mammalia; Primates; Cercopithecidae. The transcript has 25 exons. Gene Ontology annotation, cellular component: Golgi membrane; cytosol. The coding region runs from base 110 to 2158 and encodes 682 amino acids.
AAAAACUCGUAGUAUUCGGCUAACAUUACAGGGCACUGAGUUAACCUGCACCGGUUCUCCCACUUCUACCGAGUGGAGGUCUUCCUGGAGGAGGUGGAGUCCGGCCCUCAUGCACGCCCUUUGGCCCCGCCCUUCCGGGCUUUGCUUCCGGGGCGAUAAGGGCAGCCACGUCAUCCCCUCGCUCAGCUCGCCAGCCGGGCAGUGGCUCGUGGGAGCCAAGAUGGCGUCGGCAGCGGCAGCAACAGCAGCAGCAGCAGCAGUAGCAGCAAGUAUUCGGGAAAGGCAGACAGUGGCUUUGAAGCGUAUGUUGAAUUUCAAUGUGCCUCAUAUUAAAAACAGCACAGGAGAACCAGUAUGGAAGGUACUCAUUUAUGACAGAUUUGGCCAAGAUAUAAUCUCUCCUCUGCUAUCUGUGAAGGAGCUAAGAGACAUGGGAAUCACUCUGCAUCUGCUUUUGCACUCUGAUCGAGAUCCUAUUCCAGAUGUUCCUGCAGUAUACUUUGUAAUGCCAACUGAAGAAAAUAUUGACAGAAUGUGUCAGGAUCUUCGAAAUCAACUAUAUGAAUCAUAUUAUUUAAAUUUUAUAUCUGCUAUUUCAAGAAGUAAACUGGAAGAUAUUGCAAAUGCAGCAUUAGCAGCUAGUGCAGUAACACAAGUAGCCAAGGUUUUUGACCAAUAUCUCAAUUUUAUUACUUUGGAAGAUGAUAUGUUUGUGUUAUGUAAUCAAAAUAAGGAGCUUGUUUCAUAUCGUGCCAUUAACAGGCCAGAUAUCACAGACACAGAAAUGGAAACUGUUAUGGACACUAUAGUUGACAGCCUCUUCUGCUUUUUUGUUACUCUGGGUGCUGUUCCUAUAAUCAGAUGUUCAAGAGGAACAGCAGCGGAAAUGGUAGCAGUGAAACUAGACAAGAAACUUCGAGAAAAUCUAAGAGAUGCAAGAAAUAGUCUUUUUACAGGUGAUACACUUGGAGCUGGCCAAUUCAGCUUCCAAAGGCCCUUAUUAGUCCUUGUUGACAGAAACAUAGAUUUGGCAACUCCCUUACAUCAUACUUGGACAUAUCAAGCAUUGGUGCAUGAUGUACUGGAUUUCCAUUUAAACAGGGUUAAUUUGGAAGAAUCUUCAGGAGUGGAAAACUCUCCAGCUGGUGCUAGACCAAAGAGAAAAAACAAGAAGUCUUAUGAUUUAACUCCGGUUGAUAAAUUUUGGCAAAAACAUAAAGGAAGUCCAUUCCCAGAAGUUGCAGAAUCAGUUCAGCAAGAACUAGAAUCUUACAGAGCACAGGAAGAUGAGGUCAAACGACUUAAAAGCAUUAUGGGACUAGAAGGUGAAGAUGAAGGAGCCAUAAGUAUGCUUUCUGACAAUACCGCUAAGCUAACAUCAGCUGUUAGUUCUUUGCCAGAACUCCUUGAGAAAAAAAGACUUAUUGAUCUCCAUACAAAUGUUGCCACUGCUGUUUUAGAACAUAUAAAGGCAAGAAAAUUGGAUGUAUAUUUUGAAUAUGAAGAAAAAAUAAUGAGCAAAACUACUCUGGAUAAAUCUCUUCUAGAUAUAAUAUCAGACCCUGAUGCAGGAACUCCAGAAGAUAAAAUGAGGUUGUUUCUUAUCUAUUAUAUAAGCACACAGCAAGCACCUUCUGAGGCUGAUUUGGAGCAAUAUAAAAAAGCUUUAACUGAUGCAGGAUGCAACCUUAAUCCUUUACAAUAUAUCAAACAGUGGAAGGCUUUUACCAAGAUGGCCUCAGCUCCUGCCAGCUAUGGCAGCACUACCACUAAACCAAUGGGUCUCUUAUCACGAGUCAUGAAUACAGGAUCACAGUUUGUGAUGGAAGGAGUGAAGAACCUAGUUUUGAAACAGCAAAAUCUACCUGUUACUCGUAUUUUGGACAAUCUUAUGGAGAUGAAGUCAAACCCUGAAACUGAUGACUAUAGAUAUUUUGAUCCCAAAAUGCUGCGGGGCAAUGACAGCUCAGUUCCCAGAAAUAAGAAUCCAUUCCAAGAGGCCAUUGUUUUUGUGGUGGGAGGAGGCAACUACAUUGAAUAUCAAAAUCUUGUUGACUACAUAAAGGGGAAACAAGGCAAACACAUUUUAUAUGGCUGCAGUGAGCUUUUUAAUGCUACACAGUUCAUAAAACAGUUGUCACAACUUGGACAAAAGUAACACACAAAAACCUUACUAUGAUAAUCUACUUGGAAUGUGGAUAAAUGUAAAAAGAAAAGUUAGAAGAGCAGCAUAACAGUGUCCUAACAGUGAAAAUCAGUUAUUUGUUAAUUUUUAAGGAAAUUCUAUACUUAAUAUGUAUUGAUUAAAAUAAUAAAACGUUUCAGAAAUAAAAUUUCCACAUUGUU